Prorocentrum cordatum is the source of this 1569-nucleotide messenger RNA. NCBI's taxonomy places the organism in Eukaryota, Dinophyceae, Prorocentrales, Prorocentraceae. The record is from the annotation of a GenBank genome assembly.
AUGACCCCUGGCCACGUUGACUCCUCGGGCGCGGAUGCAACCCGCCCCGCGACCACCGUGAUCGACCCCCUGGAAAGUAGGGCGGCCGCCAGGGCCAAGGCGAAGGCGUCGAUGGAGGAGCUCUACGAGGAGGACGCCGAUGCGGCGAAGAAAGUCGACGCCCCCAUGGACGUGGACCCCAUCGUGGCCAGUGCCAAAGCUGCGCAGCUCGACGCCGACAUGAGCAGCGCCUCCUUGAAGGCCAAGAUCUCAUCAACUGUAGACGCCAUGGUUCCGGAGGCGGAGUUGCUUAUUACCCAUGUGACCACGAAAGAGUUCGACCUUUCAAGUAAGACGCCGCAGGAGUUCGAGGACUUGGUGGAGGCCUUAAAGAACGCCAUCGCGCGCGUAGAGGCCGAGAAGCAGAAGGCCGUUGAAGAGGUCGCAAAGAAGUGUUCUGAGGUGGCGCGGGCGGCGAUGGCUGAUGUCCAGAAGACCUUCAACGGACAGGCUGGCGCCGUGGCAGCACUCAGGAAAAAGAUAGCGGAGCUUCGGGGCAAGCUCCAGAAGAGUAUGCAGGAUGGAUGCAAGACGACGAAGAUGGACAAGUUGAGAGGCAAGCUACACGCGGCCGCAGGGGAAGAGGGAAUUGAGCCAGAUACGAUUCGGAACAUCAAGUACUUGAAGGACAAUACUCACGCGUCCAACGGGGGCGACAUCAAUUUGGGGACCAAGGUGUUCGAGGAGAAGGCGGCGAAGCCAACGCUCGGCGAUGAGGUGAUCAAGAAGACCGAGGACAGCGCCAACUUCAAAAAAAUCUUCAAGUGUUUCACUGAGAAGGUCAGCACCGAUGGCGCUGGCAAGGUCAGCAACUCCGCAAGCUUCAACAACCCCUCGCUUCUACGAGCAGCGAGGGCCGCCAUCAAGGGCGCCGAGGCGUCGGGCGGCCACGAGUACAACAUCAACUACUUCGACAUCCUGGAGGGCGGCAGCACGCUGAACCCGCAGCCGCACGGCUUGCCGCAUUUGCACAUCGUUCGUUACGGGGCCAUUGCCGUGGCCGGCGCGCAAUGCGACGCCGAGAAGCCCGUUGCUCAACAAAUUGUCGACCUCAUGGGCUUGUCUGGCGAGGACUUCGCGAAGACGGUGACCUCCGAGCCGAACCUCUUCGCCGCGGUUAAGAAGGGCGAGGUUCUCUACAUGCCGCCAGGCGUCAUCGCCUGCGCGCGGGCGGCCGAGAACACGACAGGCCUACGCUGGGCGACGAUCAACCAGAAGAACAAGGACGAACUCAAAAAGGUGCAGAUGGUUGUCGCUGCCUUGUGCGAAUCGUACCCUACCUUGCGCGGCUCGCAGCAUGGCUCGCGGCUGAAAUACUUGAGUCGACGAGCGCGACGUCGGGCCCGCGCGACGCCUGUCCGCGCCGUGGCGCACCGCCGCUGCGAUGGACGGUUUGCAGAUAGCAGUGCCGAGGUUUCGGGGCCGGCCUUGCUGCCUGGGGCUUGCCCGCGGUGGUCCGCGGGGCAGCGGGCUCGAAGCGGGCGGUUUUCGAUGACAGGCGAAGCAGACAGUCAGGGCCCAUGGGUCUGA